AUGGAGCUGCUCGGUCAGGUCUUCGGUCGCACUCCAGCGGAGCCCCCGCAGGAGACGAAAAAGGCGCUCUCCGAGGUCACCGAUCAGGUCCUUGAGACCUAUCUUGGGAAGACCUGGAGGAGAAGAGCCUUUAAGCAUCUGACCUUCCGAAGCGAGGUCUUUGACUUGACGUCGAUCGAGGGCCUGCUCCGAUGUCGCGUGGAUCUGACAUUCCUAGAGAGCCUGGAUGUCAGCGAAAACUCGCUGACAGAGUUAGCCUGCAUCUCCGGGGAGAGCCUGCGGUUGAAGAAGGAGAAGAUCCCUCAGGGCUUGAUGUUCUUCAGCAACCUUCAGGUCUUGAAAGUUCGAAAGAACUUGUUGUCAAACUUCAGCGCGCGACUUCCAAACCUCAGGGAGCUGGAUCUUGGUUACAACAAGCUGCAGGCAGUGCCGGCGAUCUAUCUGACACCGAAGCUGGAGGUGCUACUCUUGUGUCACAACCAGAUUAAGGGGACUCUCUUGGAGCUGAAAAGCUGUGAGGCGCUAAAGCGGAUUGAUUUGUCGAACAACGCGUUCGACUUCAACGCCUCGACCUUGCAAAAAGAGAUCCAGAACAUGGCACACUUGCCCAGCCUGAUCCUCAAGCUCAAGGACAACCCCUUUGCAGCCACGUUUCCGACGUACCAGGUGCUCACACUCCAACAGCUUCCUCAGCUGAGGAAGCUGGACGACAUCUCCGACAUGAGUACAGCAAGACAGGCUGCGAGCCAGGUGAACUUGAACCUCAAGAAGUUGGAUGAGUUCGCCUUCCGCAAUCAGGAUGGCAAGGCGGCAGACGUUUUCAUCAGAAACACGCAGGCCACCGCCGCUGUCUUCCGUGCUGCCAACAAGAAGACCGUAUUUGCAGAGAUCUCCGGGUUUAUCGUCCGGGCCCUGCAAGACCCAGACUCAGUGCAGAUCGCCAUCGCCGGGUUGACGCGGCUCACGCACACCAUCUCGCAGGGCUUGCCCGAAGAUAUGGCGAACCUGCGAGAAGAGCUUCACCAGGGCAGUGUCAAAGCACCGGAGAAGAUUCAGACCCUAAUGGGUGACUUCGAAGUCCUUGCGGGCCGCAUCGCAGGUCCGAACCAGAAGAUCCUACUGCUGCGUGCCGUUGCAAAGCUCUCGGUCGUGGACGUGGAGGGACUUGGUGAGCAGUGCAUGAAGCUAUUAAGGAAGCUCGCGGAGUUGAAUCCGAGCCUCGAAGAGCGAGUGAUGCAAAUGCUUCAGGAGAUGAUCAUCUACCCCAUCAAGAACUACCACCAAGAGAAGCAUCGGCGGGAAAGCCAAGAGCGAGUGGGAUCCUUCCUGCGCAUCCUGGCCCACUUCGAUAGCCCUCAGAUGGGAGCCGCAUUGCAGCCGAUAUCUGCCGAACUGGUCGAGAUGUAUUGCAAGGCGAGCAGGGACCCUGGGGCCGCGCGAUUGACCACACACGGCGGGGCACAUCAAGCAGCGGAGUCGAAAGAGGAGCUCGAGAACCGAGCUGUGGUGCAGCUCAUGGAGCGCUGGUCCUCGCACACGGAGAACCUCAAGCAAAAGGAGAUUACUUCCGGCACAGGCAUCGCGCACAUCGUGGCGAAACUGUCCUCGAUACUGGACGCUGAAGCAGCCAGGCAGCCCCAUGACACCGACCACAAGGUCCAUGUCGAAACCAUGGCUCACCUGGGCCUUGCCCUGAACCUUCUCACCAGCAACGUGCAGGAAGUGGAGAAGGUUUUCAGAAACAGCAGCCACAACAACAAGUCGAUCCACCAUCGCGCCAUGCAGAAGGUGGUGAUCAUGUUCGGCUUAUCCAAGAACAAGGUGGAGCAAAACACCAGCAUCAAAAUGGAGCACAUCACGACAGAGGGCGAGAUCAUGAUUGCGAAACUGUUCGACGUCCUCGGAGCCUUUUUGGCCCUGAACGAUGAUUCCCGCACCUUCGAGCAGGACAUCCUCGAAGGGCCCACGCAACUGGGCAAGUUCAUCACGGCCAUCAUCAAGGAUGAGCCAAUCACCAAGCCCUUCCUGCUGUGCGGUGCGCUCCGCAUGGCUCGGAGCAUCCUCGCGACCUAUCAAGAGGUCAAGGAGCCUCCCGAUCGGCUACAGCAGGCCGAGGCUGUCACGAAGCAGAUCAUCGCUGCCCUCUCAGAGAUGAGACCGAUGAUGAGGCUCCUCUCGAUGAACGGGGCCUACUUCGAAUCUCUUUGGAAGGCUUGCACGCACCAGCGUCACAGCACUUUCGAGGGACUCCCGAAGCCUCGGACCUUGGAGCAGCCCUUGGUCUUGCAGAUCUUCGAGGCCAUCAUCCGUCUGGUUUCUUUCUUCAGCCUGAGCAAGGUUGACGGCCCUCUGUAUGCCGAAGUGAAGAAGGUGGUAAGCCACCAGCGUGAAGAGCUGAUGUUCCAGAUGCUCACGGUACCCGACAGCAAGGUGAAGAUAGCAGCCCUAGAGUGCGUUGGCACUGCCAACGUGGCCGACACAUCCACUUCUGAGGUGGAGACGCUGAUUGGCUUCCUCGAUGUCAAGGGCGAGGAGCUGCAAAGCUCUUUCACAUACCUGCAGAAGAUCGUGGUACAGCUUCUGAAGAUGCUUUCGGCCAAAAGCGGCCAGGGAGCACUGGCUCUCCGGACAACGCAAGCCAAAGCCUGCAAGGAAGGCGUCCUGUCCAUCCUUAUCAGGACGGCGCGGUAUUGUCCAACCAACAACGAGGUCUCGAAAAGCCGGACGGCGCUCUUGCAGGCCAUCCUGCAUUUCCUGCUCGUGGCUGGAACUAUCCAAGAGUGGCAACAUCAGCUGCGUACAAAGAUUGCAACUGUCGCGCUCGUCACCGCACUGCAGUCUGAGGACAGCCAAGACCUGCCCAUCCCCGACAUCUCCAUCGAGCGGACCUGGUCCGGGCGAUCAGUGGAGGCUUUGCUGAUGACACUCAGCGGCCCGGAUCGCCUUCGCCCACGUGGGAAGGUGGCGCUCCGCGUCAUCAGCCGCAUCGCCGACAUCCUCCAGGGAGAAGUUGAGGCUCCAAAACAGGAUGAGAGAAGCGGUGAGGUUGACGUCGCACCGCCUCCAGACUACUUGACCGAAACCCUCGCGAAAGCCGAAGCGGGACUCUGGCAAGAGGACGACAUGAAGAGACGACAAGGAGAAAUGGGAGACGUUGAGCGAGAAGACUGCCGGGUGCAGCAAGAGAUCUUUACAUCUGCCAAUGGGCUCGAAAGAGUGGAUCUGUUCCUUGCGUUCUUACUGAAUGAGCGACAGCAGACGGAGUGCAAGCAGCGCGAGACUGCUUUGCUGCAGUCUGCAGGCAGUUUCCUGGAGAAGGCCAAAGUGAGUGCCACGCAGCAAGGCGAAGAUGGAAUGAGCGUCGCGGCUUCGGAUUCGGAGGAUGACUUCGACGAUACCUCGGAGGAGCCGAUUAUCGACAUGCCGGGACGGGAUUUCUCAGGACAGCACGGCUUUGGUUCUCAUGAGGACUUGCGGCAGAACUUUGCCGGGAAGCUGAAGCCGGUCUUCAGCAUCCUCUUCACUGCCAGGUGGUACUCGUUCCACAACUGGAGCUCCAUUGUCGAUUUUGGCGAUGGUCCGGGUCAGGAGAACAUCAUCAUCUGCAAUCAGGGCAGGUCGAACAGCUUGAUCUUCCAAGUCUACAGGCGAGGGGUGCUACAUCAGGCAUGCGUGCCGGCAAUCCUCAAGUUGAACGAGGAAUGCACGUACCUGUGUACCGUCUCUGAGGAAGGCAACAUGCGAAUCUACGGCAAUGGCGAAGUUCUAGGCUCUUGUCGCAACUUGCCUGUCGGAGACGCCGCCACGGUCAGGAAGUACAUGUAUGUCGGCAAAUCCUGCUGGCCAGACAGAGAGCCUUUCCAUGGCCAGAUCAAAGAGCUAAAGAUCUGGAGCGGACACGUUGUGGACUGGGAGGACGUGGUGCAGGACUUUGGCAACGAGGAGGACACUGGCGUUUUCGACCGAAAGUUGAUCAUGAAGGAGCUAUUCACGCUUCCUUCGGCUCCACCGCAAGCGCCAAAAGUGUAUGGGGCCAUUAAUUUCUUGGCGCCACGCCUCUCCGUCGAGGAGACCGCCAAUCGAAAUGGUGAGUUGGACGAGGGUUUCAUCGUUGCGGCGGCCCUGAGAUGCGCGUACGCUUUGCUUCAGGCCCCGUCCUCUCCAAAGGCGGAGUUCGAGAUGGUGAACUGCUUGCUGGACAGCACCCUCGUCAGUCGACUGCUGACCCGGGUCAGGAACUGCGGGCCAUUCAAUUGCGCUUGCGGCUUGAAGAUAUUGCAGCUGAUGGGUGCGGUGCUUGACCGGCGCCGUGACACUCCUGGAGUUGACAUGCUGGUCACCUGCGAUCUGAUCAUGGGCUACGCCUGCGAGGUCGUCGGCGAAGCCGUCUUGGCGCUGCAGGAGGAAAACAGCAGAAACCACGAGCUGGGGCGCCACCUGUGCGUCCAGAUCGCGGAAGUCUGCUCUGUUAUCUGCACCACGCUGCCUUACCUGAAGUUCCCAGAAGACGACAAACAGGGUCAGAAGAAGUUCCUCGAGUGCUGCUACGAUCGGUUGGUUCCAUCUUCCUUGAUCCCGUCCUUGGUCCGAAUGGCGCUCUACGCAGACGAAACGCCGAGUUCAAGGAAGAUGGUCGAGAAUACGAGGACCAUCCUCGUGAAGCUUAUGGAGCGGUGUCCCAUGCGCAAACGCGACACCUUCGAGACUCUCUGCUCCCUUCUACUCUCUGGGACCGUCAACAAUGGCGUCGUUUGGAUGAACGAGCUGCACGAAGCCAUCAAAAUGAGUGCGGACGAGUUGAAGAAGCAGGAGAUCGCGGAGGCGAAGGCCUACGGCGCGCAGAAGCUGAAAUUCGAAGAUGGCCAACCUGAGAGAGCGCUGGGUACCUACAACGUCGAGGUGCUGAUGAAUGGCAUCCGCCUUGAGGUGUCCGACCCCAAACACCACACUCCUUGCUUGAACUUGGUGGUCACGAACAAGGCCAUCUAUGUCGUGGACCCUACAGUGGCAGGCUACCCGACCGAGAACACAGGAAAGAUCCAGGACUGCGAGUGGCUGAAGGCUGACCUGAUUCGCCUCACGCGAGGCUUCCUUCCCCAGGUCAUGUUCCUUGGGUUCAAGUCCAAUGCGCCACCGGAAGAAGGCGACAAGGGUGAGACCAUCGUCCCCAUCAUCUUCCACCGCCACAAUGCGCGAGAAAGCGCCUUGAGCAAGCUGUCUGACCUAAAGCAGCUUCCCAUUGACGAUGACAAGAUGACGGAAGAGGCCCUCCUGCGAGCAAUGGGCAGCGAAUUCACUGCCGCCACGCACGCGCCGGCCGAGCCCUCCCUCCUGGACACGGUGCUGCUGCGCCACGGAGCCUUGAAGCUCUAUACCCUGUCGGAGGAUGCAGUGCAUGACUUCCACGUGGACUACAGCAAGUGGCGCCCACAGAUCGCCGAGCUCGAGAACGGUCAGGAUCCCUCCAAGCCUCUCCAGACGGAUGUGAAGAUGCUGCGUGACAUCACCGACAGGGAGACAACGAAGGAGCUAUGGGACGAGGCGAAACAAGGCCUACUGACUCGAGCCGGAGAGGUGCGACCUCUGGCACAGCUGGACACUGUGGCAUUCUUCCCGGACACCCGGCCGCGGGUAGAGAUGAAGUUCACGGACCUGGAAGGCAUCAACAUCACCUUCUACGAUGAGCUGAGCAAAGAGAACUGGAGACAGAGCGUCAUGGCGAAACUCCAGCAGGAAGAUGACGGCAAGGGAGGUGGUCAGUGGUCGAGAACCGCGAACGGCACAAAG
Molecule: messenger RNA, 5787 nt
Organism: Symbiodinium sp. CCMP2592
Lineage: Eukaryota; Dinophyceae; Suessiales; Symbiodiniaceae
Source: the annotation of a GenBank genome assembly